Heterostelium album PN500 is the source of this 342-nucleotide messenger RNA. RefSeq lists its product as uncharacterized. The transcript has 3 exons. NCBI's taxonomy places the organism in Eukaryota, Evosea, Eumycetozoa, Acytosteliales, Acytosteliaceae. Gene Ontology annotation, molecular function: carbon-sulfur lyase activity. Bases 1 to 342 code for a protein of 113 amino acids. The record is from RefSeq and is a predicted model, not a curated record.
AUGGUAGCUGUCACUGUGGUGCUAUCAAGUUCUAUUUGUCUAAAACAAAGACAUUGGUGUGUAAUCGUAGAGAACAAAGAGCACUUCAAACAAACAACAGAUAGUACUUCAAAUUCAGUUUAUACAUUUGGUAGUCAUGGUGUAAAACAUAAUUUCUGCAAGACUUGUGGAAUUUCUGUAUUUGCUGAUUGCAAUAUUGAGGGAAUGGGUGAAUUCUUUGCCGUUUGUAUUAAUGUUAUUGACGAUCUAACACCAGAGCAGCUCGAUGUCUUACAAGUCAAUUACACGAACGGUAAAGAUAAUGAUUGGUUCGCUCCACCAGCAAUAACUAAAUAUUUGUAA